AUGGGCAUAAAUUCAAUCUGUGCCAACAAUGCGACCAGCCCGCCGCUGGAUGUAGGGAUGACUUCCACCGUAGUUGACAUAAAAAUGGAACCGACUAGCUGUCCUUCCAACGACACGAGCUGCACCCAUUCUAAUCUCAACUGCGCCAGUACCAAUGAACCAAUUGGUAUAGGCUUUGUGGGCGGGCAAAUCGGUGACCUUAAAAAUGGAGCUACAACCGUGACUGUGAUGGAGGCGGAGGGCCAGGAAGAGGAAGAAGGCGAUGAGGCGGAGGUUGAAUUGAAAGAAGGGGACGAAGAAGGGACAGUUUUUCCCCAUGAACCUGGGAAAAUUUUUAUUGGUGGCUUGAACCCGUGCACUACAAUUGAAACAUUGAAGUUUUACUUUCGAAAAUAUGGCGAAAUCAAGAAUUCACUGAUAAUGCGAGACAUCAUCACUAAAAAGUCUCGAGGAUUCGGUUUUGUGACAUUUGUUGACCCAAGUGUGGUUGAAAACGUUCUGAAUGACGCUCCUCACAUGCUUGAUUCGAAGCGGAUGGGCGAGUUUUUCGUUCCUUUUUUUAGAGGGGCUGGCUCAGGUCACGCCCUUUUCCGUUGUUAUCACAGUCUUUGUUGGACUCAAAUGCUAACUAGUACAAACGGACAACGAAAUGACUAUAGAGCCAAAGAUUGCGGUUCCGAAGCAGGCAGCGUUAAAAGCAAUAACGAAUGCGUGGAUAGGAGCGUUGCGUAUAAAAUCGAGGCAGAAAUGAACUCAUUAACUGACUCAAAUGAAAAAAAUACUGGCGUUAAACGAAGAAUUGAUGGUGCUCCUGUUAACACAUUCUUAAACACUUCAACAAUGAAUGCCACAUUGAUCGCGACUCAGGCUCUAUUGCGGACAAAAAAGGUCUUCAUUGGUGGAGUCUCUACAUCAACAACAGCAGAUGAUCUGAGAGUCUUUUUCUCUACGUACGGAGACAUUGACUCUUGCGAACUGAUGUUCGAUAGGGCAACGAACCGCUCAAGAGGCUUUGCCUUCAUCACUUUUGCAAGUGAAUCUGCAGCUGAUAUAGUUUGCCAAAAACAGUUUCAUACCGUGAAUAACAAAAAGGUGGAAGUGAAGAAAGCCGUUCCAAAAGAAGUUAUGAGCAAUACCAAUACACUACUCAGGCAGCGGCAGUAUGCGGUACAAAAUAUGCCCCUGCCUACGGCGAACCAUCAUACCGCAGUCACAGGAACUGGGCCGAGCACAAGUCACUACGUGGGUGCGGGAACUACUGCUGCCUUAGGCAAUGCUUCGAGCAUUCAGGCAUCUACGGCUUCUGCACUGACGGUGCCCCAAAUGUUAACAAUGUUCAAUGCUUUCCAACCAAAGGCACAACAACAGCAGCAACAACCAAGACUCAAUGCUCCCAACCCUUUGCUCUCUGCGCCUCUCCAAUCUGCUGUUACACCGUUCCAGAAUUUUAAUUACCUACUCCCGUUCAACUAUCAAAAUGGUGGCAUAUUAGCUCAAACAGACGCAGCAAAUCUGCCCCCGUGUGCACACCCCACACUGCCUACCUCAAGCAUCGCUCCUUAUGACUAUGCAGCGGCCUUGGGAGCGUCAUAUUCCAGUCCAACUUCAGCCCUUUCUCCCUUCCCUUCGCGACUUCCACCGUCUUAUUCCAAUCCAGUCGGAUUACCGACGGCACAGCAGACUUUGAUCGGCGCUACCGCACCAGCAUACGCUCCGACGGGUUUAAACAUGGCAUCUGCUCUGGAGACCACCUUCUCACAACCUCUGCAAACUAUGCAGGCCUACAAUGCAGUUGCCGCUGCUGCCGCUGUUGCCUAUAACCUUUGCUUUUUACAAGAGCAACACCAUCAACAGGCUGCGGUUAUGGCCGCUGCGUCAGCUUUGCAGCUGUCGACCUCAUCAGUGCCGCCAGUUGCAUCGCCAUUGUCACCCCCGGGAACAGCAACGCAGCCUCAAAGUGCUGCUUCAGUCAAUGGAUAUGCCGUAAAUUCGAUGGCGAACCGGCAGCGAAUUAUCAUACAGCAAACGCCUCAGUCCAGUAACAGGCCCACUGGUCCGAUGGCACCACUUCAGCCUACGCAAGACAUAAACUCAUCCGAACAGACAACCACAUCGCAGUCAAAUGCCACUGCUGCGGACGCUAACUCAGGCCUCUAUAUAAUGCCUGCGAAAGUUCCUAGGGAAAAUUAUGCACCUUUUGAAGUUCAGAUGUGGACGCAGUAG
Messenger RNA from Echinococcus granulosus, 2223 nucleotides. Its product is annotated as RNA-binding protein Musashi. Gene Ontology annotation, cellular component: cytoplasm. The coding region runs from base 1 to 2223 and encodes 740 amino acids. The transcript is spliced from 16 exons. Gene Ontology annotation, molecular function: RNA binding. The record is from RefSeq and is a predicted model, not a curated record. NCBI's taxonomy places the organism in Eukaryota, Metazoa, Platyhelminthes, Cestoda, Cyclophyllidea, Taeniidae.